GAAUAAUUUUGCUUGACGCUCAUUCACCAGAUAGCAUCAUAGUCCAAAACGAAACUCAAUAUUGUUUUGAGAGAGACAGUAUAAAAUUUGGCUUUUGAAAUGUCAGACUUUACUAGCACAUUUUACACACAAUUAUCGUCUAUAAUGGAAACGUUAACGAAAGCAGCGUUGGCGGAUAUUGUUAAACUUGUUGAUGAUGGCGCUGCCGUGUUGCGCUUGGAAAUAUCUCAGACUCAGAAGAUGAACACGACACUUAAAAGGAAGCUGGAGCUGAUGGAGAGCGAGCUGAGGAAGGGCCGAGGGCGCGGAGGGAGCUGCGGCCGUCGCUCCUUUGGGGUUCAGGUUGGCGAUGAAUCGGGAGGGACGGACGGAGUGGAGAGAGAGCUUGGAAGUGACUGGAGCCUCCAAUUAUGGAGAGGAAAAGAGGAAUUGCCCAUUCUAGAGGAGUCAGGCCUUGGACUGUACAAGGUGGUGGAUGCUGACAAGAACAGGUCUGAGAUGAUUGCCGUGGAGGAGAAUGAAGUGCGGACUGCGUGGGACAGUGUCCCAGGGGUGGGUCUGGGCAUGAAAGGAGAAACUAGGUGGAUCCAGCCGUCGGAAACGUACGGGGAAGGGGAGCCCAGGACAGCAUUUGAACGGUGUGAGAGAUGGCAUGAAACACAGCUUCGGGGGGGUCCGACUGAGCUGCUCCGCUCAGAACAUCAGGACGAGGAAGCCAGUGGACGAGAGUUUCAGGAGGAGGCCUUGGGAGUGAAGGACAGUAUAGGCAUUGAGGAGAACCGAACAGGAGCGCUCCUGGUGAAGGAGGAGACCCAUGCUGAGGAGAUGUGUGACGCCGUACCGCCGGAUGGGCUGAAAAGACUGAAGGUUAAAGAAGAAAGUAGGUGGAUCCAGCCACUGGAGAUGUGUGACACUGUGGAGCCAGGUGCUAACAGCAUGAAGAAGCCAGCCUUUGGAGACCAGCACUGUGAGAUGGAGCAUAAAGCAGAGACCACUAAUAAUCCACGGCAUCCAAGCAUGCAGUACCGGCCAGGUCACCAAGAGGAGGAAACUGAAGGUCAGGUGAAGGUCUUGCAGGGAAAAGAGGAUUUGGCCCAGAAUCAGCUUAUCCAGCAGCAUCACACAUUAGCGGAGUUCCCGGGAUCAUAUGAGGACACAGUGUUUGACUCACACCUUCCAGACACUGACGGAUAUACCCUGUCUGGCAAGAAUUUGCAGAAGGAUAAUCACAGUGAUGUCGGCUGGGUCGCGAGCACAAGGCAGUUUGUCUGUGUGCAGUGCGGUAUGAGUUUCACACAUAAGCGUAGUCUCUACCAACACGAGCGAACUCACACUGGAGAAAGACCCUUUAAAUGUCCCCAGUGCUGCAAGAGUUUCUCUCAUCGCAAUAAUCUUUACCGCCACCAGCGCAUCCACACGGGAGAGAGGCCGUACGCUUGCGGUACGUGCGGCAAGACUUUUUCGCAGCCAAAUAAUCUUAAGAGGCAUCAGGCGGUUCACACUGGAGAGAAGCCGUUCCACUGCUUCUAUUGUGGGAAAAAAUUUGCUCUUCUCUUUUACCUAAAAAUACAUUCCAAAAUUCACGAAAAAGUGAGCGUAUAAAAAGGAGGCAAUUGUGUGAGAAACUGUGAGGUGUUUCAUAUUUAACAAAAUAAACCAGUAUCCUUUGCCUUU
Molecule: messenger RNA, 1674 nt
Organism: Paramormyrops kingsleyae
Lineage: Eukaryota; Metazoa; Chordata; Actinopteri; Osteoglossiformes; Mormyridae
Biological process (GO): regulation of transcription by RNA polymerase II
Molecular function (GO): RNA polymerase II cis-regulatory region sequence-specific DNA binding; DNA-binding transcription factor activity, RNA polymerase II-specific
Source: RefSeq, a predicted model, not a curated record